GAGAGUAUGACACUCGCAUAGGCUUUUGGGUUGACUCCAGCAGAACGUUAAGUGGCAAUCAAUUCUGAUAUCAAUAUUGGAAGCUCCAGAAAAUAGGUUGCCAGUGGAGCAUGAACUGAGAUGGGCAACUACGUAUAGUGAAGAAGACUGGAUGUCAGAAACGGAUGCACACAACCAAUUUCCAUUCAUCACUACCUGCCUAGCAACAGCUUUUUGGAGAUUCACGGCAGAGACAUCAGACCAAGCAAGCCUGGUGGACACACACUCGCUCAGAAUGCGCAGUUACGAUGAGCUGACGCAAAUUUGUCCGGGUGCUGGAGUCAUCGAUGUAACGGACCUAUCGAAACUUCGGUAUUGCUACUUAAAAGAUACGGUAAAGCCUAUGCCUGCAAGUGAGCUUCACCUAGAAAUGCAAGAAAUUGAGGGUAUCGUCAAUCUCGACCUGAUAGGCUCUCGCGACUUGAACUCUUUGUGGCCAGGUUCAUGGGCAAAUGAUCUGGCCGAGGACGAUGUUUUGGAUAGACCGAAACUUGCGACGAACACGUCCGUCCCCAAACUCCGUGCCACGGCCCUUGCGGCAACAAUUGACCGAUUAUUGAGCGCGCGGCGAGACGAACUCUCGCUGAUCAUCGAUUCUGUUAAUAUUUUCCCUGGCUUCUGGCCAGCUUUCAAAGACAGGUUGUACGCUUCACCUGACCUCGCAACAAAUUCCAAGAAUGUUGGAGCGCUUCUGAACAUUGCUCUGGCAAAUGACAAAUAAUCGACCUGAGUCCUUUCGAUCUUUCAGAAGCUGAGAUUGCCGAUGCACUGUGUGGUGAAAAGCAUAGAGUCACUAGAGUCAUCACGCUCAGCUUGGCGGGCAAUCAGAACGUUCGAAAGCAGCUGCUAGAACAGAUUCUAGCACAGAAUAUACGCCUCCGUACGUUGUAUCUGCUGAACACGCCACAGAUACCUCUGAAAAUCAAGCUUGACCUCGUCAGACGAAGUAGUGUCACUGAACUGUUUGA
Molecule: messenger RNA, 1007 nt
Organism: Mollisia scopiformis
Lineage: Eukaryota; Fungi; Ascomycota; Leotiomycetes; Helotiales; Mollisiaceae
Exons: 1
Coding region: 152-760 (202 amino acids)
Source: RefSeq, a predicted model, not a curated record